This is a messenger RNA of Hippocampus zosterae (dwarf seahorse), 2562 nucleotides long. RefSeq lists its product as uncharacterized. The transcript is spliced from 10 exons. The record is from RefSeq and is a predicted model, not a curated record. Lineage: Eukaryota; Metazoa; Chordata; Actinopteri; Syngnathiformes; Syngnathidae. The coding region runs from base 164 to 1546 and encodes 460 amino acids.
ACCUUUUGUGACUUUGCUUCCGCAUACGUCAUACGAGUUCGCCGGCUGGCGCUCACUUGUUUUUUUUUGAAGAAAAUACAACUGACGACGACAUGCUCUGACACUUUCAGUCGACUAAUUCUACGUUUAAUGUUCCUUUAAAGUGAAGAAUAGUCCAAGAAGUAUGUCGCUGCUUUCCUCCGUCGAGACAGCAAUCAAGUCGUGCAAAGACGAACAGGCGAGGGUGAACGGCCGCAUUCAAUUAUACAAAGAACUACUACAAAGUUUGACAGCUCCCGAAGAGCCAGAACCAACAACGGAUGGUCUGAUAGAUACUGCACCUUCAUCCUCAGUGGAGACACAAGAAAUGAAACUGCUUGAAGAAGCAUUAGAAAAAGCCCUUCAUGUGCGCGCUGGCACGAAACUUUCCAGGAAAGACCCCAAGGGAAACGAACCCACUAAUUUUCAAAAGGAACUCGCCACCUUACCCAAAGCGAUGACUAUAAAAGCCUCUUAUGCCUUCAAAGGAAAUCAAACCGCCAGCAAAGUAACCCUCAAGUCUGCCAACAGUGACAAAAAAGCGCCCAAAAAGCCUGUGACGUCAUCGAGAUCCUCAACCGCCUGCGGACCCGGAAAGCAUAAAAGCGCCGUUUACAAAAAUGUGCUUAAGACCCAUUCGAAGACGAUGCAUCAGGCUGUAAAAAGUGUCCAUCAGACUCCCCCAGUUAGCAUCACCGAUGAAAGCAUCACGCCGAGUGGUGAGCUCAAAGUAUCAGCUGCGACAGCGUCACAUGUCAAAGGAGGCACGGGAGAUCACAGUCUGCCUCAACCAAGAAGUGCGGAAAACGAUCAGAAGGAACGGUGGAUCUGUCUGAGGCUCAAACAAAACAGAAUGUGGGACAAAGUGCUGGCCGCUCAAAGGAAACCUGCGCCCGGGAGGAGUCGCUUCAUGGAGAGAAUGAGAGCAAUGUUUCCCAAGGACUGGCCACCUGGAAGCCCGGAGCAGAUCGGACAUCUGGUUAGCAGACUGACUCACCGGGUUGAUGACCUCGCCCAGCGUUGCCAGACAAUGGACCUUCUGGACCAACAGACCCCAGAGCAAGGCGCGGAACCGGCAGGGAUCAAAGAAAAUGUGUGUCUAACGCCUGAGAGACUGCAAAUAACAGCAAUGGAGCUGCGGAAUGUUGCAGAGCAAGCAAAGCAUGAGUGGGAAGCCUGGGAUCGAUGGAGGCCGGAGGGAGUUUGCCUUUACGCCGCCGGGCCAGCGGAAGGUGAGGCGAUCGAGCGCCGUCUGCCCGUGACUAUCACUUACGGCUCAGAGUCUGAGCUGCGGCAGCUGGAAGCAACCAGGAUGAGAGUGGCUCUGCUGCAGCAGGAGAUGUACCUCCAGCAGGCUCUGCUUGACGCUCUAUCCCCUCAACUGGCCUCCAUCGUCCCUUCAUGUACGAACUACGGUGUGCUGAGAGACUUGUACUCCCUCCUGGGUGAAGGAGGUCAGCGUUUCCCUGUUAUCGUCCUGGACCCCGAGCCUGAGGCACUUACGGAGAUAGAGAACCAUUUGCAAUAAGUGGAAACUGAACCGACGCAAUAAAGUCAGGUAAGUGAACCGCUACUUUUUCCAUGAGGCGUUCGGUUACAUACAGUAUAUGCGCAUAAAAUUGCAUGAGUUGUGUUCAUUUUCCUGGCGGCCAUUGUAGUUUUAAACUGGGAAAAUAACCGUCUUCUGGUCAUGAAUAUUCAGACAGCGAAUAUCAAAGAUUUUUUUUUUUUUAAUGUUCGGCUGAAACUUUUCCAGCCAUUGCAACAGACCAUGUAUUGUACUUCAGGGAAUUGAGAGAUGACACUAAAAUACCUCAUUUGCACGUGCAGAAUCCCGAACCUGAAAGUAAUUCACCAUCUGUGAUCCAGAGAAACUCAGCAAUUGUGAGGGGAGUACAUCGGAAGCCUUCGGGUAGGCUUUAAGGGCUCGUACCCGCAGAUGACGUAUGGUUUGCCUCGGCCUUGCCAGACGGGGCGCCAGGUGGCUCUGAGUUGACGCGGCAGGACGUGGGUGUUCGAGGCCUGCUGAACACACCAAGGCUGAGAUGAUACACACGGGGAACGGCUUGGCCGUAUGCUAUGAUCUGGAAAUGCCAACAUUUCCCCUCUGAGGGGGAGGGUGGGUUGCGAGAAAGAAGAAUGAGCUGAAGUUCAAAUGUUCUGCUAAGUGAGUUUUAAUCAAAAGCACUCAAGAAGCAGUCUGACAGUGUGUUAAAAAGAAAAAGGCAGAGCUCACCUCCAGGAUCAGAAGUGACAGACAGCAGCCAUGCAUAUAUAUUCAUUCAUUCAUCUUCCGAACCGCUUGAUCCUCACUAGGGUUGCGGGGGGUGCUGGAGCCUAUCCCAGCUGUCUCCGGGCAGUAGGCGGGGGACACCCUGAAUCGGUUGCCAACCAAUCGCAGGGCACACAGAGACGAACAACCAUUCACGCUCACACUCACACCUAGGGACAAUUUAGAGUGUUCAAUCAGCCUGCCAUGCAUGUUUUUGGAAUGUGGGAGGAAACCGGAGCACCCGGAGAAAACCCACGCAGACCCGGGGAGAA